AUGUGGCAAGUUUCAUUGUGUCAUCCAUUACGCCAUAGCUUAGGUACUGAUGAGUUCAAUUACCAGCCUGGUCCGAAUUCUUUAGAUGCAUUCGCACACCUUUCGGCCACCCUCAACGAGAUCCUCACUUACUUGAGGUAACAUUUUUGUCGACCAGAUCAUGUCCUACCGAGAGUGUCUCCUCUUGGUUCUAUCUCUUGCUCUUCUCCUUUUAAACCUCAUAGCCUACAGACUAUGCUACGCAACGGUGUUCUUCAUCUACUUGUACGACCCCCGUACCGGCUAGCCUUCCGCCGGAUGCUGUUGCCUCCUCCUUCCUCGGCCCCCGACCUUGACCCGACAGCCAUAUACAUUGCUUCCGACCGGCGACGUUUCUACCGGUCAGUUGGAAUCUUCUGUUUACUCCAGGCCUCCGCAUGGGGCGCAUUUACGGCCUAUGUAGCACGCAAGUCUGAGGUGAAUUGGGAAACCCUGGUCGCAGACUUGGAUUGGUUCAACCAGAAGCUUGCUCGUCGUCUUGAGUCGUUGACUCCGUCGGCUCUGAAACGACUUAUCCUCCGUCGAUCCAAAACGCAGGAGAAUGUUGGAGCGAAGACGGAAGAGACUGCUACUGUUGACACCGCAUUUGAGAGGCAGGAGACGCAGGGGGUUGCUACCGCUGUCGCUCCAAGCACUAAAACUUCAGCAAAUGCGGCUGAAAACACGGAGUGGACAGAUAACCAACCUUUUUCACAGAUCCUCAUGUCCAUGGCGAAGGACAUCUCGUCCAGCUUUAGGACGUCCUUGGGCAUCAGCGAAGACAAAAAGAGUAUCCAGAUACAAACGGGAAACCUUCUCUCCUUGCUCACCGGUUUCAUGUGUGAGUUUUACUCUCAUGGGGCUUUGAAAUAUUCCGGUAUCCGGAUUUAGUUCUCGAGUGUUCAACAGGGUGCCAGAGGAUUCUUUCUCUGGAAGAUGGUGGUUUGGUUUUAAUCCUGAUUACUGCGUUUUACGGACGCCAGUUUCAGAAUCCGUACCUCUUCUGUUUGCACUUAUCUUUUUUCCCGAAGAAAAUGUCACUAAUUGUUGUCCGCAACUGCCCCAAAAUUCCAGGUGUUCACUCUUUUCGCCACCUGCGAAGUGUAGGAGGUAAAUUAGUCAAGUCGUCUCCAACUUGUAAGAACAGCCUAAGCUGUUCAGCAAGAUCGACAGAUAGGGUGUGAUUAAGUUAAAGGUUAUCUUCUUUGGGACCCUUUGGUCCGCUGGGAUUGCCGGCCAAUCUGCAAUGUCCUUACUGCACAUCGGUCUUUUCCUGGCCUUGGACGUUUUUUUGAGGGCCUGGUCAAAUCCAUGUUAUCAGACCGCGUGUGUACAGACUUCUUUGCCUAACUGAGACGCUGAAAGGUGAAGUCUCGCAUGGUAGCUUACCUGGAGGGCCUACAGAUGUUGGAAUUUCUCCGAAGAGCUACGAGAUGACAGUCCUACAGACAAGCACGCAUACUCCAUGCAGGUGUCACUUCGUCGGGAGGGGGGACAGUCAGUCUCCAACUAGGUGGGUGCGAUGAAUGUUAAGGCCACAAAGGACAACAAUAUCAUUGAACGCUGCCAAUCCACAGGAGGGCCUUACCUGACCCUGUCGCCCUCCGACCCACGGCGUCCCCACCCUGGUUCUAUUCGGCGCCCUCCAUGACAGCUUGGCGCACCUUCUUGAUACUGUGGAUUCUGGAGCGGGCUGAAUCUGUUCUGCUGGCUGUUAAAAAUGACAGGAAGUGACAGGGCCUAUAAAUGCUCCACGAAGUAGGCGCGAUGGUGGUUUUUGCGUAGAUUUCUCCAUUAUGAAUCAGACUUGUCUUGCGGCCAGCUCACUUCACUAUUCCCCCACCGGUCAUAUUCGGGUGACAGGGCAAAUUUAAGGCAAUCGCAGUUAGGCGUGUGCGUAGUGACUAACAAACCUAAUCAGCCUGGUUACGCAUGUGAUCUCCCUCCUAGACCUACAUGUAACCGGACUUCUGUGAUUGAGUUUCGCGUUUCACAGUAAUGACUGUCAUAAAGGUCAAAGGUAGGGGGCAGCCACUGCAGACUGAACAUCACUCCUGUGUAGAACGGAGUCGUUCCAUGAGUUGCAGCUUAUCCGAGUCGUCACUGCUAGCUCGCCCCGAUAGUUUCAAUGCGUGUUUGGUCAUUGGCAGGGAGAAACAAGCGUUGGUUCUGGGGGUGGCUCCACCCACUCUUCUCUGUCCCAUACAUUCGUGGCCUGUCGAUGGGGAGAGAGACUGGGUGCAUUGGUUGACGUGCGUCGCCGUCUAACCAGUGCCACGCGCGGAUAAAGGCAAGUAAUGAGGAGGAGCCAGCCCUCAAGGUCCAAAGAGCAAUCAAAGACCUUUUGGCUCAGAGUACCGCUGUUGUCACGGUUUCUCGCACUGUUUAUUCGAGUCAGUUUUAGCGCGACAAGAGGCCCGACAAGCUGCUGAAAAGACGUUUUCUGCAGUUGAAGCAAACAUGUCAUGUACGGACACUCAAGCGUCUUAUUGGCAUGCAAGAAAUGUCCUUUUUGGCCAGUGAAAUGGCGUUCCAUCUUCUUCGUGGCCGCAUAUUCGGAUUAAGUUAGUUUAAAUAGAAAAAGUGAUGCCAGUAGAUUACAGAGUCGGGCGAAAUUGACUGCGUUUCGCCACGGUCCCUAUCUUGCCUCUGACAGACUCCCCGUUGAACUCGCUCAUCCAGAAACUUUUACCGGCAUAGUUAGUCACUGGGACAUCUAAGUUGUCAGCUGCCUCUGCAUCAGGUGGGGUUCUUGCGGAGAAAAGGACUUUUAGCUAGAGCUACCUCCCUAUUUGGGACCUCGCAUCGCAUUUCCCUUGAACUCUCAUGACAUCAACGUGUGCCUGGACACCACUUGCAUUUUAUUCUGGAAUUUCAGCAUGUCAUUUGCCAACUAUAUUUCUUUGAAUGAAGUUCACUGUUAUCCAAAAACGUCUUCUCAGAUAUCCCUUCUGUAAGUUAGUUUUUCCGUCAAAGCCAAAAAUUAAUAUAUUCUUGAGUCGGAUGUGGUUUGGUAGCCCCGUCUGAAGUAAACAAACCCCAGUCACUUCUAAUAUUGGACCAGUGGUAAUAGGGGUUUUUACAGGUGGAGCUGGGGAACGCACAAGCGACUAGGUCAAGUAGUUGUAUGCAAAAGAAAAGCUAUUUUGAGUGCGCGGUUGUACUUUGAGUGGCUGAGAAAUAGUUGCACUAACCCCUAACCCUAACCCCUAACUACAAUCGCUUAUCCUAACCCCCAACCCCUAACCUUUAACUCUGACCCCCAGCUCCUAACCUUAACCCCAACAGUAUUGUGCUCAUCGGGUGGGGCUACCAAACCACAUCUUACUUAUUUUUGUUAUGAAGGUUUCGAGGAAUCUCUUUGUUCGUGUGUUGGCGGGUUAACAUGGCCGGUCGUUUCCCCUUAGGUAUCUUCACAUGCUUCAUGGGCGGUCUUAUCCCGCGCCGAGUCGUGCGCCGCAUCAACAUUGUGCCGAGAGAUAUGGGCACCUCUGCUGUGACCAAGGCCAAGCCGACGGACGACCCUCUUCUUUCCGUGAGCACUUACAGCUACUUCGGUCUGUUCCCGCGGGAGCGGACGUUCCAAGUGCCCAUCAGUCAGAUUCGUGCCACCGCACCGUACAAGGAGGGCAACAAGUUCAUCAAUAUCAUGAUUACUGGACGUAUCUUCACCUUCUAUGUUGAGAAAUAUGAAGCCAAAUUCUUCCUGACAGAAUUCUUUGAUCACCUGGAUCACACGGCUGUGGGUUCAGCCCUGACCAAGAAAUGA
Messenger RNA from Spirometra erinaceieuropaei, 3787 nucleotides. NCBI's taxonomy places the organism in Eukaryota, Metazoa, Platyhelminthes, Cestoda, Diphyllobothriidea, Diphyllobothriidae. The record is from the annotation of a GenBank genome assembly.